Molecule: messenger RNA, 237 nt
Organism: Psilocybe cubensis
Lineage: Eukaryota; Fungi; Basidiomycota; Agaricomycetes; Agaricales; Agrocybaceae
Exons: 2
Coding region: 1-237 (78 amino acids)
Source: RefSeq, a predicted model, not a curated record
AUGUCCGUUCUCACUUCCGUCGACACAUGUAGUGCGCCCAGCCAAGCAGCGUCUUCGAGACACACAUAUAGGGUUCUUCUGUACGGUCAAGGCAUGGAUCCGCAAACGUGUCUCAAUCCAAUUUCAGACUCGCAAAAAGAAGUACUAGAAGAUGGUUAUUUGGAUGCAUGGGGAGAAAUCACUCUGGUGGUGGCACAGGAGGAAGAGAAAGAGGACGCAGAGAGCGAGGAUCUAUGA